Molecule: messenger RNA, 377 nt
Organism: Dimorphilus gyrociliatus
Lineage: Eukaryota; Metazoa; Annelida; Polychaeta; Dinophilidae
Source: the annotation of a GenBank genome assembly
UGUAUAUUCAAUUUCACAUAGCAUAGCUGGGUGGAGAAAUCGUGAUAAUUUUAAUUAAAACAAACAUGGCGACAUACGACAAACUGAGAAGAGGAUAUCGCGUAUUUAUCGGAGAUAUUGGCAAUGAUAUUAGUAUUUUCGACUUGGAUAAUGAAUUAAAAUUUUUAGGUUUAGAUAAUCUUCGCGAUAUGUGGAUUAUAAGACGCCCUCCCGGAUUUGCUUUCCUUGUUUAUAAAAAAGCGAGAGACGCUGAGGAGCUGGUGCAGAAAUUGGACGGAAAGGUUUUAUGCGGCAAACGAGUACGUGUAGAGCACGCCAAACCCGACGGAAAGCGUGGACCGAGAAGGAAGAGGGUUAAAACUCAUAAAAAGUCUUAG